AUGAAGUGGGAGAAGAACUAUGAAAGUUCAAAAAGGCACUUUGUUUUUUAUUGGAAUAUACCCACAGGGGUAUAUGAGGUUAGAUCUAUACAAGUUGAUGGUACUGGUGGUAAUCCUCAUUUUGUUUCACUAAAUGAAAGAAAAUUUGAUUGUGGAAAAUGGGUUAAUUUGCAUUUCCCAUGUUCACACGUCAUGAAGGUUACUGGUAGAAUGGGAGAGCUAGCUAGAAACUUUAUUAGUGAACAUUUCACUGUAGAGAAUUAUGUUGCAACAUAUUCUGGGUCCUUCUCACCGGUGUAUUGGCCAUCUCCUAAUUUUAGAAUGGCAAGUAAUGAAUUCUAUCGUCCUCUCAAUCGAACAAGGAACAAUAGAAUACCCAACGAGAUGGAUCGUGGUGCUGCUGUAUAUGAGUGA
Messenger RNA from Solanum pennellii, 414 nucleotides. RefSeq lists its product as uncharacterized. The record is from RefSeq and is a predicted model, not a curated record. The coding region runs from base 1 to 414 and encodes 137 amino acids. NCBI's taxonomy places the organism in Eukaryota, Viridiplantae, Streptophyta, Magnoliopsida, Solanales, Solanaceae. The transcript has a single exon.